Messenger RNA from Lithohypha guttulata, 1065 nucleotides. RefSeq lists its product as uncharacterized. The transcript has 2 exons. Gene Ontology annotation, cellular component: plasma membrane. Lineage: Eukaryota; Fungi; Ascomycota; Eurotiomycetes; Chaetothyriales; Trichomeriaceae. The record is from RefSeq and is a predicted model, not a curated record. Bases 1 to 1065 code for a protein of 354 amino acids.
AUGGAUUCGCCACGUCGCUUUGAGAGUCAGGAUGACCAGACCAAGGCUGGCAGCUCAUCGCCGCCCGGUGGUGUCGGUUUCCGACCAACUAAUGGUGGUGUGAUCAAAGUACAACCUCCACGAAGAGAAGAUCUCCAACCGUCGUAUGCUCAAACACUACAAGGCGACGACGAAACUAACCAUGGCUGGUACGGUGGCAUGAUCAAUACCCUGGGUUCGUGUAUCGGUUUCUUUGGUGCAAUCCCAUGCUGUAUAGUCUGCCCCAACCCAUUUAAGCCAGUCAGUCAAGGAAACGUCGGUCUAGUCACCAAGUUCGGUCGUUUCUCUCGAGCUGUCGAUCCAGGUCUAGUCUACGUCAACCCUCUUUCCGAGCGACUUAUCCAGGUCGAUGUCAAGAUUCAGAUCGUCGAAGUACCGAGACAAGUCUGCAUGACCAAGGACAACGUUACACUCAACUUGACCUCUGUCAUUUACUACCACAUUAUCUCUCCUCACAAGGCCGCUUUCGGAAUCUCAAACAUUCGCCAGGCUCUCGUUGAGCGAACACAAACCACUCUACGACACGUUGUUGGUGCUCGUGUGCUGCAAGAUGUCAUUGAAAGGCGAGAAGAGAUUGCACAAUCCAUUGGAGAAAUCAUUGAGGACGUCGCAGCUGGAUGGGGUGUUCAGGUCGAGUCCAUGCUCAUCAAGGACAUCAUCUUCAGCAACGACCUACAAGAUUCGCUCUCCAUGGCUGCACAGUCCAAGAGAAUCGGUGAAUCCAAGGUUAUCGCUGCUCGUGCCGAAGUUGAAUCUGCCAAAUUGAUGAGACAGGCCGCUGAUAUUUUGAGCUCUGCACCUGCCAUGCAAAUCAGAUACCUGGAAGCUAUGCAGGCUAUGGCUAAGACUGCCAACAGCAAGGUCAUUUUCCUGCCUGCUAACAACCAGAGCAUUCCAGUAAAUGCUCAGACACUAGCUGAGGCAGAUACAGCAGGUCCUUCGAGCAGAAGGGGUCAGGCAUUCGAUAUGGAACCUGAUGAUGGUUUCCAGCAAGCCAUGAAUGCGCGUGUGAUUGAGAACAUCUGA